Messenger RNA from Drechmeria coniospora, 312 nucleotides. RefSeq lists its product as uncharacterized. The record is from RefSeq and is a predicted model, not a curated record. Bases 1 to 312 code for a protein of 103 amino acids. The transcript is spliced from 4 exons. NCBI's taxonomy places the organism in Eukaryota, Fungi, Ascomycota, Sordariomycetes, Hypocreales, Ophiocordycipitaceae.
AUGGCUCAACGACUCUACUUUGUCGCUCACGGUGGUGUCGUUCAAGGUGCGCCCUGCACCAUGCCUCCUCCAUCUCUCGGAGCCGCUGACACUUGGUUUCCUUAUGGAUCCCAGGAUAGGCCCCGCCGCGGCCGCGUGCAUCGUUCUGACGCUCGAGAAAGAGUCGAGGGAGAGGCCCAAGGCGAAGACGAGGCGCUCGCUCGAUUCUUCAAGCAUGUUGACAACGGGCCGUCUCAUGCCACCGUUGUUCGGCUUACCAAGGAGCAUCGGGACCUUGUCGAGGGAGAGGCCGACUUCAGCGUCCGCCAUUGA